AGAUUUCCGGAAGCCUAUGGCGUGGCUGAAAGGAGUGAUCAUGAAAAUAACAAUGGGCAAAUCUUGCGAAGUGCUACUUGUGCCGGGAUGCUCAAGAUGAUGAUCGAGAAAUUACCAAACGCCAAGAUUACCAAACGCCAGGAUUACCAAACGCAGGAUUACCAAACGCCACCUCCUGGAGAUCUGCCCCCGAAGGACCAACGCGGUGUUCGUUUACCUGAAGAACCAGAUCAGAUUCUACCAGUUCAAGAACAACCAGCUAGAAGAGAACUACCAGCUAGAGAGCACCGUGUUCCACAUUGCUUGCAGGAAACG
Molecule: messenger RNA, 315 nt
Organism: Paramuricea clavata
Lineage: Eukaryota; Metazoa; Cnidaria; Anthozoa; Malacalcyonacea; Plexauridae
Source: the annotation of a GenBank genome assembly